Molecule: messenger RNA, 1305 nt
Organism: Caenorhabditis briggsae
Lineage: Eukaryota; Metazoa; Nematoda; Chromadorea; Rhabditida; Rhabditidae
Exons: 4
Coding region: 1-1305 (434 amino acids)
Cellular component (GO): membrane
Molecular function (GO): carboxylic ester hydrolase activity
Source: RefSeq, a predicted model, not a curated record
AUGAGCAAAGAAAAAAGAGAAUCAACUCGAAUGAGAUAUAUUAUAGUUUGUGUAGCGACUAUAGCCUUACUCACAACGUGCUACUCAUUGUAUAAACCUCUUCCGGAUGGAUUUACGGUCAGCACGUGGGAUCGGGCAGUUAUGCAUAUUGUGGAGCCAGCACUGAGAGUGACGUAUUACUAUCCGAGUCACAUGUUCUCAAAAGCCAGCAGUAUGGUUCAAUGGACCCGUGGAGCCCUAAACUUCCUUUCCAAAUCUCUCGGCCUCCUUGUAAACACUCACGGUGAGAUAGAAAUCAAAUGGCAGACAUGGAAUGGGACACCAGUCAAAGUCUACCGCCCACUGAAUAACCAAACUUCGACGGAUGGAGUUGUCCUGUUCAUUCAUGGCGGUGGAUUUGCACUUGGAAAUGUUGAUAUGUACGAUUCGCUGGUUAAACGAAUGGCCUAUGAGAUGAAGACCUUGUUUAUUUCAAUUGAAUACCGCUUGUCUCCUGAAACAGUCUUCCCUGGUGGUAUUCUUGAUUGUGAAGCUGCUAUCGAACAUUUUAUACAAUAUGGACCAGCUCAAUUCGGGAUCGACACUUCUAAAAUGGUGAUUAUGGGAGAUUCAGCAGGCGGGAACUUGGCUACAGUUAUCGCACAACGAAGGGCAGCUCGCAAUGCGUCUCCAAAACUAGCUGGACAAGUUUUGAUCUACCCACUUCUUCAAAUGGCUGACAUGCAGACCGCAUCCUACCGUUAUUUCCAUUCGCGACUUGAUGGGUACGCAUUGGUGGAUCCUGAGUCAGUGGCAUAUUAUUAUAUGUUCUAUGCUGGAAUCAAUAUGGACGAAAAAGCGUACCUGGUACCAAGUGUGAUGUCAAACGGACAUGUUGCGGAUCAUUUGAAACAGGAAGUUGAUGAGAUAAUGUCCUUCGAAAAAACCAUCGAAGCUACAAGAAGGUACAAAAAUAGCAGUAUCCCAGAAAGAUGGGCGGUUCGUCCGAGCCACGAGGCUCAACAGUUAAUGGAGCCUUUUUUGACGAAUCCGGAUUUUUCGCCUAUGAUGAGAAAAGACGUUUCUAAUCUUCCCCCAACAAUGGUUGUCACUUGUGAAUUCGAUGUUCUAAGGGAUGAAGGACUGAUAUAUGCACAUAGAUUAGAGACUGCCGGUGUCUCCACAACCACUAUAAACUACGAAAAUGGGUUCCAUGCAAUGCUCAACUUCCACAGCGAGCUUUACGAAGCAUCAAAAGCCGUAUAUGACAUCGAACAAUGGACUCUAAACGCCAUUCAUGCUACUACAAUGCCGGCAAGAUUGUAG